Messenger RNA from Manis javanica (Malayan pangolin), 3584 nucleotides. The record is from RefSeq and is a predicted model, not a curated record. NCBI's taxonomy places the organism in Eukaryota, Metazoa, Chordata, Mammalia, Pholidota, Manidae.
CAACCAUCACCACUGUCUACUUUUAGAAGACAAAUGACAGUUUUUAAUCAGCAUUUUAAGUCUGUCCUGAUUUUUGGCUUUUAUCUUAAAGCUUAAUUUCUUCUUCAGACGCACGUAAGGGUGAGGUUGUAUGGGUUUCACUCUCACAGAUCUGUAACUGUCCCUCAGGAAGCAGGUGGCAUUAGCUCCUCUGAAAACAUGGUGCUGAUUGAUGUGAUGCUUAUGAGAAUAGAUGAAGUUACAGGUAGUUUUAUAUAGCUCACAGUAUCAUUUGAAUAAAUGGAAUAGAUUGAUUUGAAAGAUUCAUUUAAUGUGGCACAAAUAUGGGACUAGGAAGGAAGUAUUCUAAAGAGCUGCCUGGUUUUUUGAAAUAAUAGAAAUCCCAAGUUUAAAGGCAUGUUGUGCCUUGUGCCCACCUGCCACCCUCUCAAAAUAUGUAGGACUUUGGUUUGAGCCAUUUUGUGCCCCUAGUUCCCUCUGGAGGUUAGGUAGGGUAUUUGUUGUUUUCAAAACAUUAGUGGGGUCCAUAGAUGUUGUGAAAAUAGUUUCAGUUAAUCUCUGGGCUCUCCAAAGCUCAAAAUGGUUAAACACCAACUACUGCUUUAACUGGGUUGCUGUAAACAAAGCCCAAAAUGAAACCCCUGUGUAUUUCCUGCAGAUUCCCAGGUGCCUCUCGAGUGAGUGUGGGAAUAAGCUCAGAAAGGGUUUAAUAGGUUUAUUAAGUAAUCAUCCAUAAAAAGGUUCAUGGGCCACUUGUGUGUUGCAUCAGGACAAGUGCCUGCCACUUCACUGCGCUUAGCACCGCCUGGAAGAGGGUGGGCUGUAGGAUUUACAAUCCCUCUCAGAUAUUUAGGCAGAAGAAAUAAUGUCAGGACAAACAUAAGAUCACAGCUACCUAAAGUUCUAUCAGUCAGAAGGCAACAGGCUAUUCUAUUUACGCUGAUGUCUAAGAAGACUGUUCCCAAACUGAAGAGUGGCAUCCCUUGUGGGGACUUGGACUAUUGCUCAGAAGAGAAGAUGUUUGGUUUUCACAAGCCAAAGAUGUACCGGAGUAUAGAGGGCUGCUGUAUUUGCAGAGCUAAGUCCUCCAGUUCUCGAUUCACCGACAGUAAACGCUAUGAAAAGGACUUCCAGAGUUGUUUUGGGUUGCAUGAGACUCGUUCAGGAGACAUCUGCAAUGCCUGUGUCCUGCUUGUCAAAAGAUGGAAGAAAUUGCCAGCAGGAUCAAAAAAAAACUGGAAUCAUGUGGUAGAUGCGAGGGCAGGACCCAGUCUGAAGACUACAUUGAAACCAAAGAAAGUGAAAACUCUGUCUGGAAACAGGAUAAAAAGCAACCAGAUCAGUAAACUGCAGAAGGAAUUUAAACGUCACAAUUCUGAUGCUCAUAGUACCACCUCAAGUGCCUCUCCCGCUCAGUCUCCUUGUUACAGUAACCAGUCAGAUGAUGGCUCAGAUACAGAGAUGGCUUCUGGCUCUAACAGAACACCCGUUUUUUCCUUUUUAGAUCUUACAUACUGGAAAAGACAGAAAAUAUGUUGUGGGAUUAUCUAUAAAGGCCGUUUUGGGGAAGUCCUCAUCGACACACAUCUCUUCAAGCCUUGCUGCAGCAAUAAGAAGGCAGCUGCCGAGAAGCCGGAGGAGCAGGGCCCAGAGCCUCUGCCCAUCUCCACCCAGGAGUGGUGACUGAGGUGUUUGCAGAAGGGGAACCAGAAAACCAUCUACAUUUUGGAAAGGAAACAGAGCAACAAAAUCCUGAUAUUUUUAACCUGGAUUACCUGCUAUUCUGCCAAAAGACAAUUUCUAGAAUAGUUUUGAAUGGGUUAUUUCUCUUCCAGUUCCACAAACUCUGAAGCCAGUGUCUAGCUUACUAAAAGAAAAAAAGUGUACAUAAUAUUUAAGAUGCUGAGUAUUUCAUAGGAAAGCUGAAUGCUGCUGUAAAGUGCUCUUUAAGUCUUUUUUUUUUUUAAUCCCCUUCUAAUGAUUGAAACUAGGGGAAUUUCAGGGGACAGAGAUGGGAUUUGUUGUAUGAUAAACUUACGUAGUUUUAGUCUUUCUAUAUUGAGAAGCAGUGGUUGGGGCAUUUAAAAAAAAAUGGCUGGCUAUACUUGUUUUCCUUCAUGGUAAUAAAUUCGCCAUAACUCGGUAACAUGGACUUGCCCCUAGAGGUAGUUGUUAAUAAUUUUGAAAUAAUAAGGUCUUGCCUAGGUUCUGAUGAUUCAAACCUGUACUACUGAAUAUUAAAAGCAGGACAGACUAAGCUCUCUUGCAAAAACCUUGAAGGAGUAAUUUUUAAACAUACAGAGAGGUAACCUGACUGUAUAUGUUGCAUCCGUGUCACCUCCCUCCGUACUGAUAUUUGAUAAAGACUUUAUAUGAAACUUGUAAAGCAGAAUCAGAGUUCCUCUUGGGGAAGUGUCAAGCCUUCAGGAUGAGCAGUCCUAAGUGAAUAGUACCAAAGCAUCACCACAUGGUAGAGAACACACUAUUAAAAAUGUUAUCUGAGAAACACGGUGUGCAAAUCUUCAGGAUGGCACAAGUGAAAAGGUGAAUGCUUCUUGGGGCACAUUUCUUAGAGGGCUUGUUGAGUGUGUAAAUAAUUGACUCGAUUGUGUUACAUGACCGGUGACUUCAUUGAAAAUCUGCACAAUUCAGUUUUAGUUCUGGAUUACUUCAGUUGACCUUUGUGAAGGUUUUAUCUGUGUAGAGUGGUUGUUUGACUUGUUUUAGCCUAUUAGGGUUUUGGGUUUUUUUUCACUAUAUUAAAGUUUAAUUCUACUAAAAGAAAAGAGGUGUGUGUGAAUGCUGAGUGGGUUGCUUUUGGUUUGGCUUCUUUUAGUCAGGCUUUGUCCUGAUGCUGAGAUACUAGGUCAUAAAUCCUGGUCGCGGAGCUCUGCGAGACUGAAGCCAUCACUAAGAGUCUCUUACUUGAACCCAAACCAGAGCGCCCUCAUUGCCUCUUUUCGAAAAGUUCAGGAACAGUAUAUAUACCCCCAUUCAGAUUUCAUGAGGGAGGAUCAGCCUGCCUUACAAUAACGUGACUCAAUGCUUAUUUUUGAAACUGGAUUUAAAAAAUUGGAUGGUAUAAAUAAUGAGUGAGCCACUUUUUAUGGGCACCCUGUAGUUUUAUAGUUCUUAAUCUGAAACUUAAAAUUUUAUAUUUUCUUCCUUUUGGAAAAAACUACAAGCCACCAUAUGCACAGACUACACAGUGAGUCGGGCCGGCUCUCCCACAGCCGUUGAGGUGUAUUCCAAGAGUCCCAGCCAUUACCAUCUUCCUCCUGAGUUCUUUUGAAAAGGUUUUUAAAUUUUUUUUGUACAUUUUGGCUGCAGUAUUGGUGGUAGAAUAUACUAUAAUAUGGAUCAUCUCUACUUCUGUAUUUAUUUAUUUAUUACUAGACCUCAACCACAGUCUUUUUCCCCUUCCACCUCUCUCUGCCUGUAGGAUGUACUGUAUGUAGUCAUGCACUUUGUAUUAAUAUAUUAGAAAUCUACAAAUCUGUUUUGUACUUUUUAUACUGUUGGAUACUUAUAAUCAAAACUUUUACUAGGGUAUUGAAUAAAUUUAGUCUUAUUAGAAAAUAAAA